Molecule: messenger RNA, 683 nt
Organism: Hipposideros armiger (great roundleaf bat)
Lineage: Eukaryota; Metazoa; Chordata; Mammalia; Chiroptera; Hipposideridae
Gene: GNPDA1
Product: glucosamine-6-phosphate deaminase 1
Exons: 4
Coding region: 283-639 (118 amino acids)
Biological process (GO): N-acetylneuraminate catabolic process; D-glucosamine catabolic process; N-acetylglucosamine catabolic process
Cellular component (GO): cytoplasm
Molecular function (GO): identical protein binding; glucosamine-6-phosphate deaminase activity
Source: RefSeq, a predicted model, not a curated record
GGGCAGGGGCGGGCAUGGGUCGGAGUCCUGGCGCUGCCUCAGCCUCCGACACCCCGGGACCGGAAACCCAGCGAUCCGCUCGGACCCUCUCCCCAGGCGGGGCCGGAGGGGUGAUGGGAUCGCCCUCUGGGUGGGGAAAACACUUCUGUACCCCACGGACCGCUGAUUCAGCCACUUCCGCCUUGGGCCUUCCCACUCUGAGCGCAGUGCGGGGGAGCAAACGCCCUCUUUCCUGAGCGAUUACCUUUACCCGGUGUGCUUUCGGGGAAACGGAGGGACAAGAUGAAGCUCAUCAUCCUGGACCACUAUUCUCAGGCCAGCGAAUGGGCCGCCAAAUACAUCAGGAACCGUAUCAUCCAGUUUAACCCAGGACCAGACAAGUACUUCACCCUGGGGCUCCCCACUGGGAGCACCCCACUUGGCUGCUACAAGAAGCUGAUUGAGUACUAUAAGAAUGGAGACCUGUCCUUCAAAUAUGUGAAGACCUUCAACAUGGAUGAGUACGUGGGUACCCUGGGAGGGGAGCUAAGACUGGUGUCCUUGCCACUGCGGAAAAGCUACACCUGGUCUUCUGUCACCUCCUGCCACCACCACCCCCCACCCCUACUCCCCUGUAAUUUUGUAAUGGCUUCGCUUUAAACAUUUUUUUAAAACAUAAAAUUUACCAUCUUAACCAUUUUUAU